AUGAUUGAAGCUGAGUGCACCCAGGUAGACGUCACGUCUGUGCACAGUCCUACAGGACUGCCUUGGAUGAGGCUCGUACAAGCAGCUGCCAAUAGCAAGGAGCAAAACUUGGAAGCUUACUUAGAAAACAGUCAGUUAUAUUAUCGCUCUACCAGGAAAAUCAAUAAAAAUGAGGAGCUACUUGUCUGGUAUGAUGAAGAGCUUUCCAGUCUCUUGGGUUUCAAUGAGAUAAAAACUCAGAGUCCCCAGAAUGAGAUGAUAUGCCAAGAAUGCAACCGAGUCUUCAGAUGUGAGCAUUCCUAUCUGUCCCACGUCCGCUUCCUGUGCAUCCCAGAGAAGAGUGCCCUAUGGAGGAGCUUCCAGGGUGAAAAAGGCACCUUAGCGGAGCAGAACAUGAAUUUCCACAGCCUGGCAAAGGAUCUAGAGGUCAAAAUGACAGCUUGCAAAGAUGAUGCUCGUGGUCUCACUGGAGAAAAGAGAGCAAAAUCAGAAGAGGCUGAGAACAACAGGAGCAGGAAAACAGUGUUGUUGGAGAAAACAAAUAAUCUGAGUGAGGAACAUAACUGUGGGGGCAAGGAAGAGGCUGGAGGAGAGCAUGCACCAGCUGGUUCUUUCUGGAAGCCGAGUUCAGGAAGGCAGUCAGCUAGGAAGGAGGCUUUUGAGCAGAAGCAGAGUGCUUUCACUGAGGUCAGGACGACAAAGGAGAAGCUGAGGAAUGAGAGACCCAAAGAGUCAGACCAGGAGGAUGGCACAGUUCCCACUGGUAAGGAGCAGGUAUCAAAGGAGGCAUUGCUGAACUCCUCUGGUAGUGCAUUCUCCUUUGUGUGGCCCGCCAGAGGCCAAGGAGAGCAGAAAAGUGCUUUCAGCAAGCCCAGUAAAUGUCUUGCAGAAAGAGUGGCAAUAAAUUCUUCUCAUCCCAUGAGUGAGUCACCAAAGAGCCUGGGGGAGCUGUCUGGCUUCAUCGCCACCACAGACAUCAUGUGCUGCAGCACUCUUCUCAAUUCCAAGUUCUUUGUCAGUGAUUUGUGUAAUGCUCAGAUGCUGCAGACUAGCAUCAUUCGGGGAAAUGUUUUCCCUUAUAGCUCAGAACCAUGGCACAAGCAAGCAGGACAGUUACAGAAUACAACCACUACUUCUUCCUCCACUUCCACCUCCUCCUCCUUGACUCUUCUUCCCCCCACCUUCACAUCCUUUGGAGUGGCUGCCCAGAACUGGUGUGCCAAAUGCAACCUAUCCUUUCGCAUGACUUCCGAUUUAGUCUUCCACAUGCGGUCACAUCACAAAAAAGAAUACUCUUCAACUGAAUCCCAGAGCAAGAGGAGACGGGAGGAGAAGCUCACAUGUCCCAUUUGUCAUGAGUACUUCCGAGAACGCCAUCAUUUGUCCCGGCACAUGACCUCUCACAAUUAGAGCUGUGCAGAUGGGUCUCACCAAGGGACUGGGCAGGUUGGGUAGAGCAGGGGGACAUCGUUCAUUUGUAUCCAUUUCUUUUUUGCGUUUACAUUAAUUUCUUACAGAAAAUCACUGUUUACAGUAAUUUAUAAUCGAUGCUUUGCAAAAAAAAAUAUGAUAUGUUUACAAAAGUCUGAGUGGGUUGUAAGUUU
Molecule: messenger RNA, 1604 nt
Organism: Centrocercus urophasianus (Greater sage-grouse)
Lineage: Eukaryota; Metazoa; Chordata; Aves; Galliformes; Phasianidae
Gene: ZNF488
Product: zinc finger protein 488
Exons: 3
Coding region: 1-1410 (469 amino acids)
Biological process (GO): regulation of DNA-templated transcription
Cellular component (GO): nucleus
Molecular function (GO): protein binding
Source: RefSeq, a predicted model, not a curated record